This is a messenger RNA of Exophiala oligosperma, 252 nucleotides long. RefSeq lists its product as uncharacterized. The transcript has a single exon. The coding region runs from base 1 to 252 and encodes 83 amino acids. The record is from RefSeq and is a predicted model, not a curated record. Lineage: Eukaryota; Fungi; Ascomycota; Eurotiomycetes; Chaetothyriales; Herpotrichiellaceae.
AUGCCUUCCACGUACCUCGGGUACUUCAACAUUGUCGAGGCCCAGAAGAAUAAGUCGGCAAAGCCAUCAUCUCGACGCGACUCCAAUGAAUCCGACGCCUCGGCUGAAUCAAGCAAGGGCAGGUCUUUCUUCAAGCGAGCCCUCAACCAACUCCGACCAACACAGGAACCCUUGACGCCAGCAAGCAUCUACUCGCCUAGCAUCAAACAAGAGCCUCUGUUCGGUGGCCAGAAACAAUCGACUAAGGCAUGA